This is a messenger RNA of Asparagus officinalis (garden asparagus), 1760 nucleotides long. RefSeq lists its product as uncharacterized. The transcript has 6 exons. The record is from RefSeq and is a predicted model, not a curated record. The coding region runs from base 69 to 1760 and encodes 563 amino acids. NCBI's taxonomy places the organism in Eukaryota, Viridiplantae, Streptophyta, Magnoliopsida, Asparagales, Asparagaceae.
UCUUGCCCUCUGAUGGGACUGAGCUGGGUUAAUGUGCCCCUCACCUUUACAAGGUUUUCGCCGGAAAAAUGUCGUCGUCUACGGAAAAAUCCAGUAACGACUACGAGGUCGGGCACCGAGCCGAGUUGGAAGGAAAAGGCGCUUCAUCUGCGGGUGGCAGCACGGAGGAAGCUACGGAAGCUACGAAAACCCUAAUCGAAAUGCAAAAGGAGGCAUUACAAUGGCGAGACCAGAAAAGGAGGACGACAAUGGCUGGUCGUACCAACGAACCCCCCUCAAAAAAACAGGAAAAAAUUGCUCUAACAGGCUCAGCAGAAACACUAAGGUUAACGGCCAAUAUCGGGGCUUAUUGGGCAUUUAUGAAGCGCCUUGCCCCGAAGAUCCGUCAGUGGCAUAGGGAUGCAUACUGCGGUUCUAUAUUUCAACACUACAUUUUAUUUGGGGCUCCUGCGCCUGAUCGGCCCACCCUUGAGCUGCUGCUGAGCUUUUUCGAUAGAGAUAAUAACACCUUUUGUAUACCUGAUUCAAAAAGUGGGGGUAUGAAAAAUGUUAGUUUUGAUUUGCAAUGGGUCCACAACCAUACUUAUUUCCCAAUUUAUGGGGAGGACAUAAGGAACAAUAGGGACUCAAGAAGCAGAAUAUGGCUGGAAUACUUCGCUAAGCUUUUCAUUUCUGAAGAGGGUAAGAAGUUAAAAAAAUCAGAAACCAGCCAACGUAAACAUCUUGAAGGGCUACUUGAACGGCUUGUUGAAUCUACCAAAAAGCGGGAUAUCGAGGAUUUUACUCUGCUACAAAUUUUGUACCAAUGCUCUAUGAUAUGGAGUCCCAUAGCAGGGGAAGGUAUCCCUAGACCCUUACUCAGGUACCUGGAUAGCAUUCAGAGGGUCAAUUCUGUUGCAUGGGCCCCGUUCUUUUAUAAUGAAAUUAUCAGGGGCAUUGGAGUUGCUUUGGAGGGAAAGAAGAAGCAAAAGGUCGCAUAUGUCCCAGGUUGCAUGACACUAUUGUGUCUUUGGUACUACGAGAUGACAGGCAUAAAAAAAUAUGCCCUCUUAGACACCUCCAGACCUCCAAUGACAAAUUGGGCAUUAGGGGAGGAGAGAAUCGCAUCUAUGAGGAUGCCGACAAUUAUUUCAAAGGCUAAGUCAGCGUCAAUAACAUUUGUCCAUAGGCCUAUUGCGGAGGUCGCUUCUCCUGGUCAUGUUCAUCCACUUCCCGCUGAACAGAGGGAUGAAGUUCUUCAGCAAAAGCGUCAGGCAAAGAGGAAGGCUUUGCAGGAAGAAACUACUAAGAACUUCUCAAUAGGUUACAUCAUGGCAAAGCAUAUUGACGUUGCUUUUAACGAUGAAGAGGAGAUCAAUGUUCUUCCCAUUGAGCAGCAACUCACAUUUUGGAGAAAUUCUGCUAAAUUUCUCAAACGACUUCUUGUUGCUACAAAGCAGACCAAGAGCAAAUAUUGUAAAGAAUUCAUGAUUGAGAUCAACAGGCUUAACAGGAUAAUUGAAAAAUGUGGAAGACAUGAUGAGGUUAUAGACCCGGUGCUCCUUAAGUCAAAUAUCAAACAGAAAAUUGCAAAUGAAAUUAGGAAGAAGCGACAGGGAGCUCAAGAGGAACAGAAGUCCAAAACAAGCAGUGUAUAUAAGGAAGAGCCCACCAGUCAAGAACAUGUACAUAAGAUUGUUGAAGAGGAUGUAAAGCAUCUUGCUGACGAUGAGGCAAUAGAAGAGGAGCCAGUUACUUCUCCAGGGGAGGGGUGUAAAUAA